Messenger RNA from Zootermopsis nevadensis, 8506 nucleotides. RefSeq names its product partitioning defective protein 6 (gene par-6). Lineage: Eukaryota; Metazoa; Arthropoda; Insecta; Blattodea; Termopsidae. The record is from RefSeq and is a predicted model, not a curated record. Gene Ontology annotation, molecular function: protein binding. Gene Ontology annotation, biological process: centrosome cycle.
GUUUUAGCUCCGGUUCGUUCACAGACGCCUGAAUAAAUUUAUGCUUCAGUUUGAAGUACUGGGAAAUAAAUUGUAAUAUUAUAAAGUUAUUAGAUUUUUGUUUGUUUUUUUCUGUCAGACAAUAUGAGGUAGUAACAAUAGUCGGUAAAUGUACCAAGUUUGGUGCAGCGUGGAGCAGGUGCGUGUGACGUCAUUUUCACUCGUUUCGUGGUUAGUGUGACGAGUCGUUGAAAAAUGAAGUAAUGUGAAGAAUUCUGGUCGUGAGUGUGCCUAUGUGUGAUGUUUUAUUUAGUUCUUAUGUUUCUGAUGUUCGGUGUAAGUGGGAGGUGAAGUCUUAAAUGUUUCCGCAAUGUCGAAGAACUCCAAAAGUCAACUUAAAAUUGACAGCGGCACUGUUGAGGUGAAAAGCAAGUUUGAUGCAGAGUUCCGUCGGUUCUCUGUGUCACGACAAAAUGCUGGCAAGUAUGAAGAGUUCAGGGGGCUGGUUGAGCAAUUGCACCGUUUGGCCGAUGUGCCUUUCCUCAUCUCAUAUACAGAUCCUCGGGAUGGAGACCUCUUACCUAUCAACAAUGACGACAACCUUGGCCGUGCGUUGCUCACAGCCCGUCCACUGCUUAGGGUCAUCGUGCAGAGGAAAGGGGAAAGUCUGGAGGAGUUAAAUGGCUAUGGUACAUACAAGCCUCGCAACCUCAUAUCUUCCAUUUUGGGAACACCUGGCCGACCAAAGGCCCAUCUUUGUAUCUCAAAUCCGCAUGAUUUCAGACAAGUGUCAGCAAUAAUUGAUGUUGAUAUUGUACCUGAGACGUGUCGUCGAGUGCGAUUGUUGAAGCAUGGUUCAGAUAAACCACUGGGAUUUUACAUCCGAGAUGGUACAUCCGUUCGGGUUACACCGGCUGGUCUGGAGAAAGUGCCUGGUAUCUUCAUUUCACGUUUGGUACCAGGUGGCUUGGCAGAGAGUACAGGACUCCUUGCAGUCAAUGAUGAAGUUCUAGAGGUUAAUGGUAUUGAGGUCAAUGGCAAGACUCUUGAUCAGGUCACAGAUAUGAUGGUAGCAAACAGCUCCAAUUUGAUCAUCACAGUGAAACCUGCAAACCAGCGUACACUUGCGCCACCACGUCGAGGCUCCUUCUCCCGUACGAGCCAGUUGUCAUCGGGCUCGCAGCAGUCGACUCAUUCGGCUACUACAACUGGUUCUGAUGAUGAUCGAUAUGAUCAAGAUGAGAUUGUGGAUCUCACGGGUGGGAAUUUGGAUGACUCGGGCUCAGCGCAUCUAACCACUAGUGGUAGUGGAACAGCAGGCAAAGAUGAAGGCAUUCUUCAUCUGUGAGGGACUACUUCAGAUAUUAUAGUUAAAUGAUGAGAAACUUCCCAGUCCUGUCAUAUUUCUUUUGUAAUAUUUACACAUGAAUCCAUUUUAAACAAAGAAUUGCAGAAAGCAUGUUGCAUUACCUUCCAUUUGGUGCUCAUUUCAUUAGGUCAGUAUUUCUGUGCAUGCUGGAAAUGUUAUAUAUGUUGUAGCAUGAUAUACAUUUACAGAUACAGCAUUACACCGUAAGAAAAGAUGCGGGAAAUGUACUUUGGAAAGGGAGACUGUAAAGACAAAAUAGCUAGAAAGCAAUUUGCGGCUUUAGAAGGAACAGGUGCUCCAUUCUGAUAGUGCAAGAAUGGGAUACUCUUUUCAUGUGGAUAUUCUUAGUCAUAUCAAGACAUAGAUUUUAGUUAUACCUGUGAAACCAAAAAUACAAUAUAAGUUUUAAUGAAAAAGUCAAACCUUGGGAGUUGAUGUGUAUGCCCAGUUAUUAUGGAGAAGAGAUAGAUGAUGAAAGACAUUCCAUACUGUUGUAGGCAUUAAUGUGUUUGGCCUGUCCAUUUUGAGAUCAGGUUGAAAUUCAGUUGGUCAUUUUUGGUUGAACUCUGAACGUUGCGUAUGUAUCUCAUCCUGAACACUGGCUUAAAUUAUGGUUCAUUGGAGAACAUUAUCAGAGACCAUAUGUUUUGGAAAAAUUUAUUUAUUUUCUUAAAACCUUCUUUUAUUAAUAAUUGUUUUAUAUGGCAUGACAUUGUUUGGUUAUCUUUGAAGGUUAAACAGUAAUGCCAGAUCAAAAUCAUUAUGUAACAGAAUUGGAGUGUUGCAGAAAAGUGAUUAGUGUCUUUUUUUUAUUAAUCGGUAUUCAAAGCUGUAUGUUGUUGAGUGAUGUGUAUAAAUGCAAGUAUUCUGAAAGCAGUUAAACAGUAAUAUAUUUACUUACCAAGAAGUGGCUUUUGUCAGAUGUUUGAAUGCUCUGAAACAUUGUCGGUACUGAACAGUUUUUUUUAAUUUAUUUCAUUCGUUGAUACAGAUGCUUAAAAAAAUGUAUUUGUCCAUUUUGAAGAAAAUGCUGUCACUUCAGGUAAGUCAGUUGUUCAGAUAUGAACAUGUGCGUUACAUAUGUAAGUAUUGCUGGUAGGUUCACCAGAAAUUGCAUUUGAAAUUUGAUGGUAGCUUCUUAAUUGCAUGAAAUAAGUAUAUAAAAUGUAACUGUGGGCUGAAAUCAUUCCUAUAAGUGAAGGCAACAAUUUAGUUUCCUUUCCCAUUCAGACCUGAGAGUUACAUUAAUUUUUAUUUUGAAAUUCUAUUAUUUGUUUAAUUGUAAGGUUCUGUGUUGCCUAUUCAGCAUCGAUCCUUCAUAAUUAAUUUAUAAAAAGUGGAAAUAUUUUAUCAACAAAUAUUUCAAAGCAAUAUUGUCAGUUUUAGAAUGUCAUGGGAAGGGAGAGAAGGGGAGUUAAUCACAUGAGAAUUUAAUGUAUCGGUUUAAUACCAGAGGAGUCAACAAGAAAUUUGUAUUUGUUUUUCAGUAUUCAGAACCAAAGAGUAUUAACAAAGAACUUUCGGGCACGUUUCACUAACUGGCUACAUAAACGUCCAAUCCAGUGACAGUGUCAGUACACUCACUUUUUUCUCGCACUAUGGAAACUUGAAUUAUUUCUUAUUUCUGCAUUGAAAAUUAACAGAAGUCAGGUACUGUAGUGCUAGCAAUGUGUCUGUUGGAAACUCUUGACUCUUCUUACUUCAGUAUUAUUCAUGACAAUAUUAUGUUAUAGAAAUUAAUAUUGGGGCACCUCUCAGCUUAUUAAUCUGUGUAUAUAUGCAUCUUUUUCUUCACUUUAUGAACAGAAGUAUGUUGUUAGUGUGAUUAACAUUUAGCUCCAUGGUUACAGACCUAGGAUUUUGUAAUUUGAUUUGCUGACCAAGUGCAUCACAUCAUUAUCUAGUUACUGAGUACAGUGAAGUAAGUAUUGAAAUACCAUUAUUUUCAUUCACCAUACAUAUUAGGGUUUUGUUAUUGGAAGUAGAAUUAUGUUUUUCAGAAAAUGAUCAAACUGUAUAGAAAACAUUUUUGAAUGAUUUCAGUAUGCAAAUAUUGUUAAAAGUUAUACACCCUUCUGUCAUAAUGGAUACUAAUAUCCAACUGGAUAAAGGGCAAAUUUUCUAUUUUCUUAGUUUAAAUGUAUCAUAUUGUUUUCAUGAUUACAUUUGUUUUCAUAAUCUGCUUUUACAUACAUUAGUAUUUUUAUAAAUGUUUGCAUUAAAACAUUAGAUGAAACUGUGAAAAGAGACUAUCAGAUAAAUUUUCUGUACUGCUACUUUUCUUCUGAUAACCUUCAAAAAUGCCUAUGUAGUAUAACUGAUGGGACACCCAAGAUUGCCAAAAAACAUAGAAAUUUAUUGAAAGAGAAAGGAAGGUUUAGUACUACAGUUAAACCAUAUUUAUGGAUUUUUUGGCUGAUAUAUACAUGUGCAAGGAUGAAAUACUGUUUUUUUUUGUCAUUUUUUAAAUAUUGGCUAAUAUGUAACCAACUGACAUUUUUCUUGAACAGUGAAAGAGUUAAGAUGAACUUAACUGCAUCAUACUUUCUUUCCCAUGGCUGUAGAGUGUGCAUAAGAUGGUAAUGUGUAUUUGGCAUAUUGUUUGUGAAACUGCUCAUCAUGGACAGUGCUUUCCUUUGACAUUUACACUCCUUCUUUUCUUGUGUAUGAAAUUUUUUUUAGUUUAUUCUCUGUGAAAUACACGUAGGUAUCGGGUGGAGCAUUCGUGUUAGCCGUGUUAUCCCUGCUAACACUUUGGAGAAAAAUUAAAAAGUCUUGUCUUACUUUUAUGGUUCAGUUAACAUGAAUGCUUCAUUCCUGAUAGGUCUCAAUAUUUAUGUAUUUUGAGGAAGUCAAAAAGACAUGUUGACAUUUCAAUGGCUUAAGAUAAUCAAGACUGGAGAAUGAUGUGAAUGACUUAUGUGUUAAAUGUACAGCUGUGAUUCAACUGUGUGGUAGAGAGAUGAAAUGUUUAAUUUUAAUCUAUCUGUCAUGUUCAACGGAAAGAGAAUUAUGUAUGAGACUUGUAAGGCAGCUGCUGAAAGUAGUCUCAGAUCAGGAUGGGUAAUAUUCUAGCAUGGUAACUGCCAGUGCCUAAAAGUUAUACUUAAUCCGCCCAUAUUGAGAAGUGUUCAUUCAUAAGGGGAAGUGUCCAUCUUUGUGACUACUACUAUAAUUAAUUAUAAUAACUUGUAUUAUAAAUGUUAUAUGAAAUAUUUCCUUAGUAUUUUUAUAGAGAAAUUUAUGCUGUUUUUAAUUGUAAAUGAGACUACAGGGAAAGUAUUGUAUGUUGUUAUAAUACAUCAGCAAGCUAGAAGUAGCAUCACAGGUUUCAAGGCUUGUAAAACUUUACUGUUAUAACACAGAAAAGAAAUAAGUAGCAUUGCUGUAUGCUCAAAUCAUAUAAUUUCAUUAGUUUCUUGCCAUUAUCUGCUGAAUAUUGGGUGUGGCUCUUGAAAUAUAUGCAGUGGUCUGUAAUGGCAGAUGAUAAAACCCCUAUCCUCAGUGAAUACCCACAAAAAAAGUUUGAGUAAGGUCCGGAAUCUAAAAUAUUUUUAGUCGCCUGUAAUUACAGGCUUUGUUACCUGAAACCAAAAUACUUGUUGUAACCUCUCUUAACCAGUGUAAAUCACCAUUUUGUUGUCAUGUUAUUGCCACAGUUGGUGCAUUUUGAAUCAGGUAUACAAAAUUACAGGAUUCUGAACGUGUGAAGCUACUUUUGACUUACUCUUUAUUUUAGAACUAGGAUUACUGAGAAAGGACCUUGAAUGCUAUUAACUAGAAGUAUAAUAGUCAAAUUUACUGUAGAUAUUCAUUCCAGACAAAGAUAAUCAUGUUGCCUAUAACAUUCCAUGCAAGGAGGUGUACAUAAUAAUUUCUUUUGAGAUAGCUACCACAAUCUAGUGCUGAUUCAAUACGUUAGGAAUUGCGUGAGAGUAGUAGACAGUUUUCAAUUUUUUAAACACAUGUCUCAAAAGUUUCACAUACUGCAAAGGUUGCCAUAAAGUUGUGAUGUGAUAUCAGAAGAAUAAAAAUUUUGUGGCUAGGAUUCUGUUAAGUGCAGUGAUAAAAAUUAAGAUAUGUGACAUUUUGCCCCAAUAUGAUAAUCUGUUUUAAAAUUUAAGUGCUGCAGUUCCUUGAAGUGCCAGUUACUCUCUUUGCAGUGCUACACUAAGAAAAAGCAUGCUUCUAUUUUUGAAGGUUUGGUGGUGUCAGUCUUGUUGUGGGCUGUCUGAAAAUUGUGUAGUAAUAUUCCUCACCAUGCUGUUUCUCAAAACAUGAACUCUUAUACACUGUGAAUGAACGCAACUGAACACUGUUAUUGCCACUAGCUUGUCAGUAAUCAUUAUAUACUUCACUUGAAGUACUGUAUAUUGACAAUUCUUAUUCCUCGUCUAACCUAGCCAUUCACUGGGCCUCUUUGGUACCAGCAUGCUUAUAUAAAAUAUAACAGAAUUGGUAAGAUAAUAGUGUGAAUAAUUUUAUGUUCUCUUGUACUGUAUUUGUACUAUGUUUAGCUCACUAAUAUGUAAAUUGUGUGCAUAACUUUUGAGACAUUGUACUUGGUGUUUUUUUUCCCCACCUCCCUCCAAUAUAAGACCUGUGUUCCAUUUCUCAUUGAAGAUUACUUUAACUUAAGAAUGUCGUUAGAUGGUUAAACUUUGUCGGUCAUGUGUCGUGGCUUACUUGUGGUUGCAGAAGCAAGUACCACUACCCAUAUUUAAGGAGUUAAACUCCAGCCACCUGCCCCAAAGUAUGGGAAUUUAAAUAUACUACUCUUGUAUGAUAAAGAUUAAUGAAUUCAUGUAUUGUGUAUAUUUAAACUUCUCAUAGCACUGAGUAUGAAGAUGACUGUCUUCUGAGAUAUUAUGUCAUGUAGAAUUUUACAAGACUACUUCUACGAAACCACAUGGCAAAACAUUCCAGAAGACAGGCAUCUUCAUGUUGUCUAGAAUGCAUCAGAUGCAAAUGAGAAAAAUGAAAGUUAAACAGUUUUUUCAGCAGUAUUUCCACACUAAGAUUAUGUAUUUCUUGGUGCUGUGGGUGUUUAGAAUUUCUGCCAUUGGAACCUUACUCUGUUGAAGUCCCUGUUCAUUGUCUUCCCAUAAUUUAUUGAAAAAAUUUAAGUUGAAAUGAAAUGUGAAGUUUAUCAUAUAUCAUUAGUUUAAAUUUUAGUUUGUUUAUGGAUCAAUUUGGAAAGUGCAAUGUUUUGAAGGUGAAUGACUUGUGAUGAUACUUGAAAUUAUUUAAAUUACAAAAAUAUGAAGACACUCCAUGGGGUCUGGCAGAUUAUAGAAAAUGUACUGAUCAAAGGGUAAUUGGAAAAAUCACAGAGUUUACUGGAGCAGUUUCCAAAUUCUUCCCCAAAUUAAAUCUGUUAUAAAGUGCAGUUAAAAGAGCCAUAUAUUUGGAUUAUGAAGAUGUGUCUGGUGUAAUGUGUUCAUGGCCCUUAUGUAUUAAAUUUAUAUUAUUCUUAAUCAUAAGUCAGUUUUAUGAAAAUUUGACAUUCUAUAAAUGAAAAAUUCAUUUUAUGGUGAUGCUGUUUUAACUAGUAUGCUAUACUGACAUUGUAAUCUCUGAUUGGUUAUUUGUAUGCUUAUUCUACUGUUGAGAAACUUCCAUUGUAUUAAUUUAUAUUUGUAUGCGGAAUCAUUAUCAUACUAUAACAGAUUCAGAUGCUAAUGGGUAAGACUGUUAUGUACAUAAAAUAUUAAUGGAGCCAACUUAAGAAGUUUGUAAGCAAGCAAUCAGUAUGUCAAUAUUACUGGCGAUAUUUAAAAUAUACAUGUAUUAAUUUGUGUCACUGAGUUCAGCACACUGUUUGCUGCUAAUUAUACAGGUCAAUGAACACAUCACUAUCAGUAACAUGGAUGCCAACUUUUGCAUAUUUUCCAUAGGCAAUAUAGAUUUGUAUUCUUUAUAUGCACAAUAUUUGUGCAUUGUGCAAGCAGACUGUAAUGAUUUAAAGAGACUGUGUGUGUAGUAUGAAAAUAUUAUUUACAUAUUUUAAACUGUUUUGUCUAUUCUUUAUUUUGUUUCAUUUUAAUAAGCCUAAUCUUGUGAAAGAAACUUGAUUAAUAUUUACAGGUAGUGGUCUGGAGAGCUGGCUCCUCAACAACACUGGAAUUUAUUGUAAAGACUGUGCAAUGUUAGUGUUGUGCAGAGAAGUGACAUGUUUCUUAGGCAUCUGGCCUUGCUUCAUUGCAAGCUUACAUGAGGGUGAUAGCAAGAAGUAAUGUAGCUUCUUUCUGCUGUUAAUUUUGGUAUUAAUCCAACCUCAUGAAUUUACAGGAUGUGCAUAAUGUAAUUACUCAUAAUAGCAGGUAUGCAUAAUGCCAUUGAUUAGAAUAUUCCAUUUUUAAUGAGACAUUUGGGUCAAACAGUUUCAGUAUUGCAGUUCACAAAACUACGUAAGCUGUAGUGAAGGACUAAUGGUAGAUGUGUACUGGCAUGGUUUGAUAAUGAUAAAGAAUCAUUAGUACUUGCAGUAUGUGCCUAAGGGAUUAGACAGCUCCGUCCGGUUAGAAACUGCUGUCUGUUGUUAUGAUUGUGUUAGCAUUUAGAGUUCAUCAUCAUUCAUGUUGUAAAUAAUUUUGUAUCUUGUCUUUCCCAUUGUAAAAACUUCAUAGAUAUUACUUAAUUUUACAGAAGAUGGUUACAAAAUCUGUUCAGCAAAUGAAUAGUGUAGAGAUUUCUUUCUUCUUACAUUUGAAAAAAUUAAAUGCUGUUUGUAACUUUGGUUGCACUUUAAAGGUUUACUUUAUAGUGAAACAAGAUUGGGCCUGCUAUUGGUUCUGAUUGUGCUUUAUUUUAUAUUGUACAGUUAUUCUCUGCAGGUCUUUGUGUCUGAUCUGAGUUGGAUUAUGAAAAAUUGUUGCAAUUCUAAGACAUUAAUUUUAGAGCAAGAGAUAUUUUAAUCUUUGUAUUUUUAGAUUAAAUAAUUUUGUAUUAAUUUUUUGUGAACUUCAUGAUCAUCCAGUUUACAAUUUUUAAAAAUAUGACACUCCAUGUACUAAAACUGAAUUCAGUACUUGAUAGGCAGCUGAUAUUCUUAUGCAAGUAUUAUUACUUAUCACUGAUCGAAGAUGGUAAUAUUUACUGUACUGUUAUUUUUUAUUUACUCUACAAAGAUCAAAAUAAAAGUAUUACUGUAAGGUU